GUCAUUCAAUAAGUCAUCCACCUGCCGUUUUUUUCACAUGCGGUAACUUCCCUAUUUUAGCCCUACUGAGAAUUUGUUGUCGGUGUUUUCUUGAACGGAAUUUUCCACUAGCUUAAAUGUCCAGCUCGUUACAGUCUGCCUAAAAUUUGAAACCCUAAUUUGUUUUCUUACAAAACCUAAUUAUUAUUCUUAUGCUUAUCAAUUAUUGAAUCCGAAUUAGAAGUAGAAUCAAAAUCAGAUUCAUAACCAAUGGAAAUUGAAAGUUUUGUUAAAUUCAAUUGAUCUCCAUAGAAAUUCAAUUGUUUCGUGACAAUAGAUUGCUAAAUCUCGACUGGCGGUUGUCAAAUGGCGGAUCAACAAGAAGAGGAGGACCUGAGAAUGGCUCUACGGAAGAGCAUGCAGAAAUCCCCGCCAGAGCCUAAACGAAGCAAGCCCGGAGAAACUGCCAUCUCACCGGCAACGACAACGCCGGAGGAGAGACGCCGGUUGCAGCGCGAGCUCAUGGCAGCUGCAGCUGAGAAACGGAUGAUGACUGCUGCUAAAAGCUCUCCGUCUCCCAAUUCUCCGUCGAAAAACGAAAGGAGCCGGGGUUUAGGAAUCAAAGAGGCUGAAAUGAAAGCCAAAGAAGUUAAUUUAGGCAAUAAAUUGUCAGAGAGAGAAGAAUAUCAUUUAUUUUCAAUGGUGUUUGGAAGUGGCGUUUCAAAGGAUAUACUUGCUCAGUGGAGCAAUCAGGGUAUAAGAUUUAGCCCUGAUCCAGAAACAUCUAUGGGCCUAGUACAACAUAAAGGUGGGCCCUGUGGCGUCCUAGCAACUAUACAAGCAUUUGUUCUUAAACAUCUUCUUUUCUUUCCGGAUGAACUGGGUAAAGUUGCAGCAAACAUGCCACAUAAUUUGAGUUCCAGGAGAUCAUCCAAAAGUCAGUAUGUUGCGUCAAAUAAUUUUUCUGCUUUUACUGAAGAUGCAAAAACAAGAGCCCUGGUUAAAAGUAUGAAUGAGAUAUUGUUUUUAUGUGGAAAUAACAAAAGGGCUGUAAUUGCAAAUUUAAACGUUGUUUCUGACAACAUUGAAGGAUCCGAAGGCAGCCCAAAGGAUGUGAUCAUUGCACAAGCACUUGAAGGUCUUUCAAUUGAAUCAGCUUCUGAUUUGCAGAAAGUGCUAAGAGUAGACACGUUCACAUCCCCUACAAGUGCCUUUAAGAGGCUUGAAGGAAUGAUUACCAUUUUUCAAAGUCGCAUGGGAGCGCUGCUAUUCCUUAUCUCGGCAUUACUUUCUCGAGGGCUGGACCGUGUUCAAGCAGACAGGGACGAUCCCAGCUUACCCCUAGUAACUGCACCAUUUGGCCAUGCUUCUCAGGAAAUUGUGAACUUAUUGCUCUGUGGGCAAGCUGUUCCAAAUGUAUUUGACGGGAGGAUGGAUUUAGGUGGUGGCAUGUUUCUGAAGGGUAUACCUACAAGUGUGGAGGUUGGAUUCCUCACUCUUCUAGAAUCCCUUAAUUUCUGUAAGGUUGGUCAAAAUCUGAAGUGCCCGAAAUGGCCAAUAUGGGUUGUUGGAAGUGAGUCCCAUUAUACGGUCCUAUUUGCUCUGGAUACAGCUGUUCAAGAUGAGAAUGAACUGGAAGAAAGGGAAUCACAGAUCCGGAAAGCCUUUGAUGCCCAAGAUCAGAGUGGAGGUGGUGGCUUUAUCAGCGUCGAAGGUUUCCAUCAAGUACUCAGGGAGACUAGUAUCCAACUUCCAUCUGACAAACUUGAUAGCCUUUGCAGCUCAGGCUUCAUCGUAUGGAGUGAGUUCUGGCAGGUUAUUUUGGAUUUGGACAAAAACAUGGGAGGCCUUAAGGAUUCGACUGGACAGAUGGGUAGAAAGAUAUUUGACCUUUACCAUUUCAAUGGUAUUGCAAAAUCAGAUUUGAAUGGCAGCCAAGCCGGAGGUGAGUCUCCGGUACAAAGACCCAGGCUUACAAAAUUGAGGGUCUCAGUACCCCCAAGGUGGACCCCGGAGGAAUUCAUGGCAGGUUUAGCAGUUCCUUCUGGUACUGCAGGUGGUGGAUCGAGUGGGAAAGACGCUGAAGUGGCUAAACCUGAACAACCUCCUCAGCAUGCACCAUUAGCAGACUGCAUUAGAACACGCUGGCCUCGUGCUGUUUGUAACUGGAUUGGGGACCCUCCUAGUAUAGUCUGAAUGUAUGUUAGAUCAAUCACCUCUGGUAUCCUUACCUUAGUGUUCCUGGUGUCAAAUGAGAUGGAAAAUGCCGCGAGAAAGUGGUAAACCUGGUUGAUUGCAAACGAGGAGGCAGGCAGAGUUAUUUUCCUGGUUUAUUUCAUUUCAGGUUCUGUUGUGCAUUUGUUGUAAUGAUUGACAUUCGAGUUCAAUUUUCAUAUGUUACAUACCAAGGCAAAAAAAAUGGAUUUAACGUCAAUCAAA
Hibiscus syriacus is the source of this 2418-nucleotide messenger RNA. RefSeq names its product ubiquitin carboxyl-terminal hydrolase MINDY-3-like. The record is from RefSeq and is a predicted model, not a curated record. Bases 346 to 2175 code for a protein of 609 amino acids. NCBI's taxonomy places the organism in Eukaryota, Viridiplantae, Streptophyta, Magnoliopsida, Malvales, Malvaceae. Gene Ontology annotation, biological process: protein K48-linked deubiquitination. Gene Ontology annotation, molecular function: cysteine-type deubiquitinase activity; K48-linked deubiquitinase activity. The transcript is spliced from 7 exons.